AUGAUUCCUACGUCAAAUACGCCUGGGGACACGAUGAAAGUGUGUGAUCAGCACUAUCUGAAAACCCUUAGUUGUGCUCAUCAAUGGCUAUCAGUCAUCCCUAUUACACGCAGUUAUCGGGACCCGCGGAAUGGCUGGGGCGCUACGCUGGUGGACUCGAUGUCAACCCUCUACGUCAUGGGGCUCAAUGUAAAAGGACAGGCUACUUCAGUUUUCGAGACGACGAUUAGGUAUAUAGGAGGAAUAUUGUCUGUUUACGAGUUAACAGGAGCUAGUCAGCCAGGUCUACUAGAAAAGGCCACAGAAAUCGCCCAAAAACUUGAGACGGCCUGGAUGGGAAACUCGUCUAUUCCCUUUGCAUGGAUGUAUUUUGACACAAAUCAGCACAACCAACAGGAAACUAUCACGAUAGCAGAAGCGGGCUCUUUGACUAUUGAGUUUGACAGGUUAUCAUACUGGACAAAGAACUCCUCUCACCGUAUCCUAGCAGACAAAACCAGUCGCCACAUCAUGAACACUAUCACCCGUUUUGCAGACAACACUCAUGUCUUUCCGGGUUUGCACCCCCAAACAUUGGAUUCUGCCACUGGAACACCAAGGGGAGACAAGGUGGGAUGGGGAGCCAAUGUCGAUAGUUUCUUGGAGUACGGAGUGAAAUAUUGGCAACUGAUUGGUGAUGAUGCCGUAGAUUACAUCUCUUACUGGCAACAGGCCGUAGAUUCUUCCAUUACUCACCUUCUCAAGUGGUCUCACAAAGAUGCACAUCCUUACCUCGUUGAGUAUUCUGCAAAUGAGGGUGGCAUUUCAAAUUUUAUGACUCACCUUGCUUGUUUUGCCCGAUUGAAAUUGGCCGGAACAUGUUAUGAUUCGUAUAAUUCUACCAAAACCGGAUUGGGGCCAGAUAGUUUUUCAUACCAUGAAAAUCUAUAUGCCAUCAACCCAGAAUUCAUCUUGCGACCAGAAGUAGUCGAAAGUAUCUGGUAUGCAUGGCGACUGACGGGUGACUCCAUCUGGCAAGAGCGAGCUUGGGAGAUUUUUUUGGCUCUCGAAGCACAUUGUAAAACUGAUGCGGGUUACCAUGGUUUGUACAACGUUAAUAACCCCCAAGGGGGCUUCAAGGAUGAAACAGAAUCCUUCUUAUUCGCUGACCUUAAAAAUGAUCAUCUCCAAAUCACAGUACCUAUACUUGACGUUUACGCCGCGAGACCAUUUUUCAUUGGAUGA
This is a messenger RNA of Melampsora larici-populina 98AG31, 1224 nucleotides long. RefSeq names its product family 47 glycoside hydrolase. The record is from RefSeq and is a predicted model, not a curated record. The transcript is spliced from 10 exons. Gene Ontology annotation, biological process: carbohydrate metabolic process; N-glycan processing. NCBI's taxonomy places the organism in Eukaryota, Fungi, Basidiomycota, Pucciniomycetes, Pucciniales, Melampsoraceae. Bases 1 to 1224 code for a protein of 407 amino acids. Gene Ontology annotation, molecular function: mannosyl-oligosaccharide 1,2-alpha-mannosidase activity; calcium ion binding. Gene Ontology annotation, cellular component: Golgi membrane; endoplasmic reticulum.